Medioppia subpectinata is the source of this 561-nucleotide messenger RNA. NCBI's taxonomy places the organism in Eukaryota, Metazoa, Arthropoda, Arachnida, Sarcoptiformes, Oppiidae. The record is from the annotation of a GenBank genome assembly.
GGAGUGCUACUCAUGAGCGCCACACAUGUGGGCAAAGACACGACACUCUCGCAGAUCGUCAAACUCAUCGAAGAGGCGCAGACAUCGAAAGCGCCGAUACAACAGUUGGCCGACAAAAUCGCCGGCGUUUUCGUGCCAUUCGUUCUGAUCAUCUCUUUGUUAACUCUUAUCGUUUGGCUCAGUAUUGGAGACAUUUAUUACGAUUAUAUUGUCAAUCAAAACCGUAUGGUCUUCGAGACGAUGGAUAAACGGGAAGUAAUCAUUCAGUUCGCCUUUCAGUGCGCCCUCAAUGUCCUCACCAUCGCCUGUCCCUGUGCUCUCGGGUUGGCCACACCCACAGCCGUUAUGGUCGGCACCGGAAUCGGUGCAUUAAAUGGUAUACUAAUCAAAGGUUCGGAACCGCUGGAAAAGGCCCACAAACUGAACGCGGUCAUAUUCGACAAGACCGGAACCAUCACUCACGGCAAACCUGUGGUCACGAAAGUGAUUGUAUUCAACAAAUUCCAAGACAUGCUUUCACUGCAGCGUAUGUUCGCCGCCAUCGGCAUCGCAGAGGCCAAU